This is a messenger RNA of Petromyzon marinus (sea lamprey), 2450 nucleotides long. RefSeq lists its product as uncharacterized. Gene Ontology annotation, biological process: negative regulation of T cell proliferation; immune response; positive regulation of T cell proliferation. The record is from RefSeq and is a predicted model, not a curated record. Gene Ontology annotation, cellular component: external side of plasma membrane. Lineage: Eukaryota; Metazoa; Chordata; Hyperoartia; Petromyzontiformes; Petromyzontidae.
CGGCACACGAGGGGUUGGGUGGCCAACACCGUGUAUUGGGGUUAGAGGAAGACAGCCUCACAGUGACAGUAUUAAUACAUAGAUUUAAAGGUAUAACGUCACUAUUUAUCUUGCCUUUUGCUUUCAUGCCGGCUCUAGGAUUUCCUCAAAGCGAGUGGAUCGCGCAACUUGAUGCUGCUCUAUUGAUACGAUAGCCAUAUGUGUUAGUCGGGCUUGGUCCGCGGUAAACCGCAAGUCAUUUUUUGUAAUAAUUUUUUAAAACAUUUUAACUUGUUUAUCUGUUGAUUCGGGGCCACGUUGUGGCCGACUGGGCCCCGAUGCGUCGCAUAACGCUGUCACAUACCCCAACAACCAUAGUUGCGCCCCUUAGGGUAGGGCCCUCAUCCCAACCAGGUUCACAGCUCCCUGGUGUUGGAAUCCCUUUUUGAACAAAGCCAACUUGUUUAUAUUAAUUGCCCACAUAGAGCCCUGAUUGGUCCGUGCCGGAGCUGAGCCGUUGGCGCGAAUCCUUUAUAAAUGCGCUUCCCACAGGAAGGGCUACAGUUCAACAACUCCACUCGCCUCUCGCUUUCACCCGUCGUUUUAUGUUUUUACACGCUUUUAUUUUAAGUCAAAUUUUCCACUAUAAAAUGCUGCUUCUCUUAGCCUGGGCUACCUACACCGCCGCGUUCGUACCAGUUCGUGCAACCCCAGUUCGAACCCAGGUCGAGGUGACGGGGCUUCUCGGCGAUGGGGUGGACAUUUCGUGCCAGUUCCCUGCACCCACACUGGGGGAGAAGGUGGACGUUGACUGGUUCUACAAGGACUCGUUUGAGAGCUGUAAGGAGCUGCCCCUGGUCUCCAGCAGGCUGCACUGCACGCUGGACGUCGCACAAGGCCAGGCCAGACUCGUGAUCAUGAACCUGGGUCAGGAGGAUGAGGGCCCCUACCAGUGCAAGGUGCAGCGACUGUCUAGUGGUGAAGUGACGAGUUCAACCACCAGGCUCGUGGUGAAAGACGAACCUCGUCAAGAUUCAGACGCAGAGGAAAGCGGAUUGUGGUGGCUUUGGCUGGUAGUGCUAUCGGUUGUGCUGGUCAUUGUGAUCGCUGUUUCAUGUUAUUUUUGGAGGCAACGUUCCCCUUCCAAACGAGUCGCGGGUCACAAUAACAGCCAAAAAAAUCCAUGUCAACAGAGCCCAGUGAAGACCCUAAUGAAGAAAACCCUUUCACAAGCCUUGUGAUGAAUUAAAGUGAAGAUCACACUUACUGGUGACCAGAAUGAUGACAAUGGAUCUUCUGCUGCAUGUACUGAAAUGCACAGGGUGAUCCACUUUUAGACACCCCACUGAUUUCUGACUUAUUUCAACAAAUGUUUAAAUAAUGUUAAACGAUGUCUUAUUUAACUUAAAUGCUACAUUACACAUCUACAAGGAGUGGUGUUCUAUGAAUGUAUGUUGAACUUAUUUUGCACUGUAUGUAGCCAACCGUGCUAAUCAGAUGUGCCGGGGAAGAAAAACAAACUAAACACAACAAUUAGUACUAAGACAUUAGUUUCAUUCUAGAUGAUUUAACAGUGCAUAGCUCCAGUGGAUUCCUAAUAUAAAAUGGAAGAGCAUUCCAGACGGCCGCAUCCUAAAGCACGCGAUGCAGGGACCAUCUUCGUUUGAUGGCUAGCCAAAAGCCGCUGCGAGGAUGACUGGAGUUGCCAUGAUGAUAUAUGCUCCUCUCUACAGGGUUUGGAGUUUCAUAUAACUUGACCUGUAAAUAUCACAUCCUUUGCUUAUUCAAAUGUCAAUCGUAUGUUUUUUAUUGACAAAAAUGUCAAAUAUUGGUUUUCUUUGUAGCUGCUUUUAGUUUUCAGCUCAAUGUGUAUACAGCGAUACCUUGACUUUCGUCGCUUCACUCUUUCGGCCGUUUUCAAUUAUAACCACAUUUUAAAUUUCGUCCAUGUGCUUUCCUCUUUCGUCCGAUUUCAUCCAACCUUCCACGAUGUUCGCACCACGUGCCAUUUUUUUCGUUCAGUCUUUGAAUAAAAGUCGUUUAGUGAGCAUCUCUUAUAUUUGUGUUUAUUAAUAUAUUAUUAAUACUGUACUUGUGAUUAUACUGUAAACAAUUCAUAGUUAUUUUUGUGAUAACGGAAUAAUACUACAGUGUUCAUAGUUAUUUUCAUGAUUAUAAAACACGUGGUUAUUUUUGUGAUUACUGUAAAAUACUUAUUUUUGUGCUUGAAUAUAUUCAUAAUGGGUGCUAAGUGUGGUGAUAGUAAAGCUAAACGAGCCCAUAAGGUUCUCAAUUUGCAAGAAAAGCUUGACAUAAUCAAACUUAAUGAGCAAGGCUAAGUAAAGGCUCUGCUUUGACAUUCGUCCAUGCUCUGGUCCCUAACCAGACGAAAAUGCAUGGUAUUCCUGUACAAGGUGUUUUUCACUUACUUUUUUACAUUAAAUAUUUAAAAAAAUAAAAUCUUCAACUGA